AUGUACUGUGAAAUAUCAGAAGGGAUACCUAAUAAAAGAAAACAGAAUCCUCCUAAAGUGGUAAAACCAGAAGAAAAAGAAAAAGAGAAAGAGAUAAAAGUGACUGAAAAAAUUGAAAUCUAUUACUUUGAUCACGGGAAUUCUGCGUACUAUCGUACCACGGAUUCACCGCCGAUACUGGCAACUGAAAAAUGUGCCGAGAAGACUGAUCAGGCAGCAACACGCUUCUGGGCUGAAAUAUUUGGAACAAUUCAUAUAGGCACCGCUUUCGUAACAGCAUUUAUUUUACAAUUCCUCCGAUUCAUACUUUACAGCGUAAUCAGACCCCUGACUGUGGGCAUCUUGCAACUGUUGGCAGAUUACUUCAUAAAGCCUCUUCUGUCCAUCAUAUUCAAUGCUUUGAUACAACCAGUACUGAUACUGUUAUACAACAUUGCAACCUCUUUAAGGGAUCUUUGCGAACCUAUCGCAGAGGCCAUGGGUCUGUUCUUACGCGAACUUGCUAAUGUCUGUGCGGCAAUUAGAAUUGUGGAAGUUAAACAGGGUACUGCUCCUUCAGCUGUUUGCACUUGAUCGGUACAUGUAAGCAAAUUCGUUAAAAAAAAAAAAAAAAAAUGAACAAAGAAAUAAUCCGUGGUUCUGUUUUCAUUAUUUAGGAUUCAGAAGGAUGGAACAAGGUUGAACAAUGUACCUUUAUAUUGGUUAGACAGAUGAAAUCAUUGCAUUCUUCAUGGUCCAAGCUUAUCCUCUGGAUGCUUCUUAAUAAUAAGAAUAAUUCUUAUUAUAAAACUACAAAGUAAGUUGAAGCUGUUUCAGCUGGUAACUGAUAUCCUUCUUAACGUUUCCUUUGCAAAAUAGGGUGAUAUUCAAUUAAAAAGAAACUGAAAAUGACCUAGGAACAGCUCGAACGCGGCUGUUCGAGUUUCAACGAAUAUAACACAUGCCUUAACACCAGGUAUAUAUUUGGUAUUACUUGUAACUUUACAAUAUUAUUAUCGUUUCAUUCAUUUUUGUUAUAUUUUGUUUGUUUUUUUCUUUUUU
Messenger RNA from Osmia bicornis bicornis, 1041 nucleotides. RefSeq lists its product as uncharacterized. The record is from RefSeq and is a predicted model, not a curated record. Bases 1 to 573 code for a protein of 190 amino acids. The transcript is spliced from 2 exons. Lineage: Eukaryota; Metazoa; Arthropoda; Insecta; Hymenoptera; Megachilidae.